AAUAAGGGAGAGUAUAUUAUACCUGGCCCGGACUAUAUUUGGUUAAUUAAUAGGUAUAAUAAGCUAUCUCCGUUUAGUAUUAAUAUUUAUACGUAUAUUAAUGCCUAUUCUCGGGCCAUUAUUUGGAUUUAUAUUAGUAUAUUAAAUUAUAUAUUUUAUUUAGUAGUAUAG
Messenger RNA from Hyaloscypha bicolor E, 171 nucleotides. RefSeq lists its product as uncharacterized. The transcript has a single exon. The annotation marks the transcript as partial. The record is from RefSeq and is a predicted model, not a curated record. Lineage: Eukaryota; Fungi; Ascomycota; Leotiomycetes; Helotiales; Hyaloscyphaceae.